AUGGCCCCAAUCCAUCUCAAGUCUCGACCGCAUCAAGUGGUAGCAGCAACCUCUCGACGACACAUUAGUGUUUUUCAAGCUGCCCUGUGUUUUUCGUGCUUGGUGUUGGCGCUGGACGCGUGUCUAACCGAAGGAACGGAGAUCAUUUUCCUCUUGAUUCACUUUUUACUAUCGUACCCAGCUCGAUUUGUAGCAUUCUACGAGCCUAAAGUGAUGGCAUUAGAGAUUAUGAUGAAAGAUACAAUCGAGCGAAUGGAGAUCUCAGAGCAAGUGAGCGACGCGUGGGACUUUACUGUGGCUUUAAUCACCCUGGUUUGUGUGCACAAAGUUAUUGAGACAACCAGGACAUCCAUCGUCAGUCGACUAAAGACUUCAGCAGACACAAGUAGCAAGUAA
Messenger RNA from Phytophthora nicotianae INRA-310, 396 nucleotides. RefSeq lists its product as hypothetical. Bases 1 to 396 code for a protein of 131 amino acids. Lineage: Eukaryota; Oomycota; Peronosporomycetes; Peronosporales; Peronosporaceae. The record is from RefSeq and is a predicted model, not a curated record. The transcript has a single exon.